CGGGCCACGCCUGCUCAGGAGUUGCCCAGGACAGCUUGGCGGCGGGGGGGGGUGGGGGCGUAGGUGGUGCUGGGACCAAGCCAGGGUCCGCUGCUGCGUGGACCUGACACUGGACCGUCUCUCCUGCCCCCCUGCCCCAGGACGUUUUCUUUAAAUGAAAACCAGCUUUGGUCUGUGGAACAAGGGUGUAUGUGUGCGUGUAUGCGUGUGCGCAUGCAUGUGUGUGCGGGUGUAUGUGCAUGGGUGUUGCAUGUGUGUACGUGUGCGUGUGUGCAUGCAUGUACUCAGCUCAUGCUGGUGUGUUUGGGCCUGAGUUCCCUCGGGGGUCCUCUCUGAGUGGGCCGGGAGGGCAGCCUUUUGGUGGAGCCCCCGCCCUGCUCCCUUGGGAAGCUCCCGGUGCCGCGUCUCACCGCCCAGGUGCCGGGAGGGGCGCGCUCCUGGUUCUGGGCUUCACACCGGGCAUAGGUCUCGGUCUCAGGUUUUCGAGGCCGCGGCGCUGUGGGCUACCGGGUGUCUGUCUGUGACCCAGCGUGUCUGGAGCGCGGGGCUGGGCUCUAAGCCGGGUCCGAGCUCUGCUGGGCGGCACCCUUGAUGCGACCUUGGGGACCCUCAGGGGUCUGCGCCCCCCCCAUACCUGCCACCCUCGAGGGCCUGUGUUUGCUGGGGCCCAGGGUCCAGCCUUAUUGGGGCCCGGGCUCACGCUUGGGGGUGCCGGGAAGGGGCCGCUGGCUGGAGGUUCGUGUCCUGUGGAGCCUGGUCGCCGGGAAGCCGCCCCAGCAGUGGGGGCCGGCAGUGACCACAGGACACUGUGGGGACUCAGUUGCCCUGGGCAACUGGCCGUUGUGUCGCCGUGAGCUGGUGCCCUGGGCGUGUCCUUGCUUUCUCCCACCCGUGUGCCCGUCUGUCUCGGGUCUGCGCAGGGCUGGGGCAGAGCUGGCAGGAGGCCCGUGUGUCCCUCCCGGCAGACCAGUGGGGGUCGGGGCUCAGGGUCACGGCUCUGAGCUGCCCCCGCUGUCCCCUCCCCGACAGCCGCAGCGCCCAGGCUGCUGCCCCCAGACCUGAGCUGAAGGAGGCUGAGGCCCUGGAGUCAGGAUGGGCGAGUGGCAGCGGGCGUUGGAGCAGCACGCGCUGGUGCCCCCCCACCCCCAGAGGCUGCGCCAGCCGCCCAAGGCGUCCCGGGGCUUCCUCUGCCUCCUCAAGUUGCUCGAGGCCCCGCCCGCCACUCAGGGCGUGCUGGAGGCGCUGUCCGAUGUGCGCUGUCACCUGCGCGUGUCACUGUUUGAUGUCGCCUACCGGCACUUCUUCGGGAGGACAUGGAGGACAGCAGAGAGGCCGGUCCAGCCGCUGCCGGGGUCACCGCCCAGGAUCGUCUUCAACGAGCCCCUGUAUUUCCACACGUCCCUGGACCACCCCCACAUCGUGGCCGUGGUGGAGGCCGUCAUGGAGGGCCGGAGGCGGGACGGCGCCGCCCAGGCCCUGGCGAGCGGCUUCGGGAUCCUUCGGCUCUUCAGCAGCAAACCGGAGUCGCCCACCCCCGCCUCUCAGGACAAAUGGCUGAGGCUGUACCACGGCACCCCCAGAGCCCUGCUGCACCCCCUGCUGCUGGACCCCAUCGAGCAGAGCCGGCACCUGAGCCCCGUGAACGGCCGCGGGCUGCGCUACAGCCUGCAGGCGCACCCCCCGCUGGAGCCCGCCUUCCCGCUGCUCCCGGAGAACCUGCUGGUGUCGGGGCUGCGGCCCGUCCCCGGCCUGCUCCCGGCCCCCGCCGGCCCCGGGGAUGCCUUCCGGAAGCCUCGCCUGCAGAAGCCAGUCACGUGGCUCCUGGACGCCGUGUCCUUCACCCUCUACCCCUCCCUGGAGAAGUUUGAGGAGGAGCUGCUGGAGCUGCUGGCCAGUGACCACCUUUGGGAGGGGGGCGCGCUGGAGAUCCAGGAGCGGCGGCUGCACGUGGGCGCGCACAGCGGGCUGGGCUUCGUGCACCGGCCGCAGGUGCUGGUGCUGCUGCCCGAGCGCGAGGUGGCCCUGACGCGCUCUGCCAGCGGCGGCGGGAGGCCGGGCGCCUCGGCCAAGGCCAGCCCCGGCAACCAGGCCCUGGUCUCGAGGAGCUGCGUGCGGCUGCCCGGCAUGGUCCCGCACCCCGCCUUCGCCGUCGUGUUCCAGCUGGAGUACGUGCUGAGCAGCGUGGCGGGGGCCGACGGCCACGCCGCCGCGCCCUCGCUGUCCGCCAUGCACAUGGUGCGCUGGGCCUCCUGGAGCCCGUGUCCGGGGGCCAGCUCUGGGACGGUGACCGUGCCCCUGCAGGGCGGCACCCGGCCCAGCCCCGCGCGCUGCCUGGUGUUCAAGGUGCCCUCGGCCAGCCUGAGCUCCCAGGAGGUGCAGCAGGUGGAGUCAGGGACCGUCCAGUUCCAGGCCUCGCUGGACCCCGACACGCACCCGGACGCGCCCGCGGGCUCCCAGCUGGAGCGGCGGCCGUCCAAGAAGCUUCCGGGGGCGCCUCCGAGCCCGCCCACGCCUCCGCCCCAGCAGCCCUCUGGCCCCCAGGACUCGCCCGUGGGACCCGGGCUGUCCCUGUCCCAGCUGGCCGUGUCCCCGGACCAGCACCGCCCGGCCAGGCCGCUCUCACAGCGGCCCCCGAGCCCCGAGGCCCCCGAGGCGGCGCCGCACUGGGGGGGCGCCGUCUCCCACCUGGAGGCCGACCUCCGCCGGACGCCCCGGCUGCCGGGGCCCUCGCUGGCUGAGCCCCUGCAGGAGCUGCCCUUCACCCCGCUGCACGCCCCCAUCGUGCCGGGGGCCCAGAGCCGCGGCCUGGGCCGGAAGCCCUCGAGGGCGUCCAUGCUCCUGCUGCAGGCGUCCGGCUGCCCCCCGGUGCUGGAUGCCGACCAGCAGCCGGCCGAGGAGGUGGACCCCACGGCGGCCGUGAGCUUCAGCGCCCAGAAGGAGGCGGCCGACCCCCUCCAGGGCAACGAGAUCGCGCUGCACUUCCUGGCCUUCAGCAGGGUGUCCCAGGACCCCCAGGGGCUGCCGUGGCCGAGGACCGUGUACUUCACCUUCCAGUUCUACCGCUUCCCCCCGGCCACCACGCCGCGGCUGCAGCUGGUGGAGCUGGCGGGGGCCGGGGAGGGCGGCAUGGGCGCCCUGUCCCACGUGCUGGUGCCCGUCGGGAAAGACGGCUCCUGCGACCCAGGGCCCCCCGGCGUCCGGCUGCAGUACCUGGUGGGCCCCGGCGCCCCGCCCGGGGAGCGCGGCGGCCUCCCCCGCUACCUGGCCGCGCACAGCCUGCAGAUCGACGUGUGGGACGGGGACUCGCUGCUCCUCGUGGGCUCCACGGCCGCGCCCCUGAAGCACCUGCCCCGCCAGGGCCGCCCGGCUGUGAAGGUGUCACUGGAGCUCGAAGUGGUGUCCACUGAGUACGCGCAGGACGCGGCCGUGGUCAGCGGGGACGUGGCUGGCCUUGGGGGCGUCCAGCCCAUCGGCGUCCACACGGUGGUGCGGGGCCGCCUGCACCUGACCUUGGCCAACGUGGGCCGCCCGUGUGAGCAGAGCCCGAGGAGCGACAGCCCCGCGCCCCCGCCCCAGGCCCGGGUGAUCUACAGCGACGCAGCCGGCCGCUUCCCGGGAGGCAGCCUCCUCACGAGUGCGGGCCCCAGACCCCUGAAGAACGUGGUCCGGGCGCAGAAGCUGGUGGACCUGGACGGCGAGCUGGCCGCCCUGCUCUUCAGCCCCUGGCCCCGGGAGCGAGCCGGCCCCCGGCUGGCCGAGGCCGAGGCCGUUCGCCGGCGGAAGCUGGACCGAAUGCGGGCCGUGCGCGUGCAGGAGGCCGGUGGGGAGCUCGGCCCGAGGGCCAGCGCGCUGGCCCAGCAGCGCGUCCACGCCCAGCACGCGCGGGACCUGCAGGUGAUCGCGGCGUACCGGGAGCGCACCAAGGCGGCGAGCAUCGCGGGCGCCCUGGGCCGGGCGGUCACCACGCAGCACACGCUCCACGCCUCGCUGGGCACCGCCGAGUUCUUCGAGUUCGUGCUCAGGAACCCCCACAACACGCAGCACACGGUGACCGUGGAGAUCGACAACCCCGAGCUCAGCGUCAUCGUGGACAGCCGAGAGUGGAGACACUUGAAGGACGCGGCCGGCCUGCCCUCGGCGGUGGAGGACGACAUGUUCCACGUCGGGGGCGGCCUCGGCCCCCAGCUCUGCCUGCGCCCCCGGGAGACGGCCCACAUCCCCUUCAAGUUCCAGAGCUUCUCGCUUGGCCGCGUGGCCCGGCCACAGGUGCCCGCCCCGCCUAGCACAGAGAAGGACGCAGACGCCGGGUCCCUUCUGACGUCAGGGACACCCCCGGACACGUCCCGGCACGCCAAGGCCGUGUUCCGCGCGGGCGGCAAGGCCCUGGCCGUGCUGUGUGUGACGGUGGUGCCGCAGCCCCACAUGGUGGACCAGAUCUUCCGCUUCUACCAGCCCGAGUGCUCGUUCCUGAAGAAGGCCAUCCGCCUGCCGCCCUGGCACACGCUGCCAGGGGCGCCUGUGGCCAUGCCCGGGGAGGAGCCCCCGGUCCACGUUCGGUGCAGUGACCCCAACGUCAUCUGCGAGACGCAGAGUGUGGGCCCCGGGGAGCCACGGGACGUGUUCCUGAAGGUGGCGAGUGGUCCCAGCCCCGAGACCAAAGACUUCUUUGUUGCUGUUUACACGGACCGCUGGCUGGCCGUGCCCGCCCAGAUCUGGCAGGUGCACGUGCACGCCCUGCAGCGAGUGGACGCCUCCUGCGUCACCGGCCAGCGCACCCGCCUGUCCCUGGUCCUGCGGGGGACACAGGCCGCCAGGAACGUGCAGGCCUUCGCCUCGCACCCUCAGGAGCUGACGACGGACCCCCAGGGCGUCUUCGUGCUGCCGCCCCGCGGGGUGCUGGGCCUGGCGGUGACGCUGCGGCCCCGGCGGCCGGGCAGCCGCUUCCUGCACCUGCACCUGGUGGACGUGGAGCAGCACCAGCUCGUGGCCGCGUGGCUUGUGGGCCUCUCCUGCCGCCCGCCGCUCGUCUCCAAGGCCUUUGAGAUCCGGCUGGCGGCGGGCGACGGGCGGGGGGUGCACAAGCGCAUCACCUACACCAACCCCUACCCCGCCCCCCGCGCCUACCGCCUGCACAGCGACCGGCCCGACCUGCUGCGCUUCCGUGAGGAUGCCUUCCAGGUGGGCCCCGGGGAGACCUACACCAUCGGCCUCCACUUCCUGCCCGCGCCCAGUCCGGCCGAGAUCCUCAUCUACAUCAACGACCAUGAAGACAAGACCGAGGAGACCUUCUGUGUCAAGGUCACCUCCCAGUGACGGGUCAAGGUCAUCUUCAGUGACAGGUCAAGAUCAGACCCAGUGACGGGUCAAGGUCACACCCAGUGACUGGUCAAGGUCAUCUUCAGUGACAGAUCAAGGUCACACCCAGUGACGGGUCAAGGUCCUCUCCAGUGACAGGUCAAGGUCACACCCAAUGACUGGUCAAAGUCAUCUUCAGUGACAGAUCAAGGUCACCUCCAGUGAUGGGUCAAGGUCACCUCCAGUGAUGGGUCAAGGUCAUCUUCAGUGACAGGUCAAGGUCAUCUUUAGUGUUGGGUCAAGGUGGCCCCCGUGAGGACAACCCAGGACUCCUCCAGCAGAGGAGAGGCUGCCGCCCUCAGGGACCCCCUCAGACCAGCCCCCUGGGUCCUCCUGGGCUGGGAACUGGCCGGAGCAUCUGCGGAAGCAGCAGGGAGCCGGGCACCAGCGCCUGCACCCUGGACGCUGCUCCAGUGACUGUUCCCGUGGGAGCGGCCGGGGCUGUGCCCGCGCUGUCCACUGGCCGUGUCCACCUCCGUGGGUGCUGUUUUGUGUUCAAGCUCCUCCCGGGCAGUAAACACCGGCCUUGCCGGGGAUGGUC
Sorex araneus (European shrew) is the source of this 5896-nucleotide messenger RNA. It is a transcript of the gene NPHP4, whose product is annotated as nephrocystin 4. The record is from RefSeq and is a predicted model, not a curated record. Gene Ontology annotation, cellular component: ciliary transition zone; ciliary basal body; cytoskeleton. Lineage: Eukaryota; Metazoa; Chordata; Mammalia; Eulipotyphla; Soricidae. The coding region runs from base 1093 to 5313 and encodes 1406 amino acids. The transcript is spliced from 30 exons. Gene Ontology annotation, biological process: protein localization to ciliary transition zone; negative regulation of canonical Wnt signaling pathway.